Etheostoma cragini (Arkansas darter) is the source of this 2386-nucleotide messenger RNA. RefSeq names its product G1 to S phase transition 1 (gene gspt1). NCBI's taxonomy places the organism in Eukaryota, Metazoa, Chordata, Actinopteri, Perciformes, Percidae. The record is from RefSeq and is a predicted model, not a curated record. The coding region runs from base 218 to 2011 and encodes 597 amino acids. Gene Ontology annotation, molecular function: GTPase activity; translation release factor activity; GTP binding. The transcript has 14 exons. Gene Ontology annotation, cellular component: translation release factor complex. Gene Ontology annotation, biological process: translation.
UUGCAGGACAUGCAGUGGCUGUGCUGCACUCCACUUCUCGUCAGCUACGGGAUCCAUACGCUUGCGAAAGCAAGGUUUAACAAAGCAAUGGGAACUUCACCAAAUUUGCUGCUAAGAGUCUAAAAAACACCAGCAACUAAACGCGUUUUAUCGGAACUAUAAAAAACAUUUACGUUCCCCGGCAGUGGAAAGCUUGUCAACUCUGGAAAAAGAAGCGAUGGACCCGAGAGACACAGCCCCGGAUUCGUGGGAGCUGGAGGAAGAUGCCGAGGCCCCGGCUGCCGCGGCAGAGCUCCCAACUGCCUUCGCCGCACUCAACGUCAAUGCCAAGCCGUUUGUCCCCAACGUUAACGCCCCGGUGUUUGUACCUAGCUUUCUUCAAGCAAGUGCCGUAGAAAUUACGGCUUCAGACGGUGCCACUGACCCAAUUGCCAGCAUGGAGGUGGCAGAAACAGCCGGUAUGCAUUCACAUUGUACUGCAGGCACUGCAUGUUCAGCUCCAGUGGAGAAUGGAGGCACAGAGGCAGACAUGACCACAGAGGAAGAGACGUGGGAGCAGAAGGAGGAGCCGGGGGGAGGAGGAGGCGGAGGAGACGAGGACCUGAGUUCAGGAGGAGCCUGUGAGGAGGGCGCGGCGAGGAACGAGGACGAGGAGAUGAUGGAGGAGGAAGAGGAGGAGAUGCCCAUGCCCAAAGUGGCUCCGGCACCGCCAGAUGCCCCUAAGAAAGAACAUGUGAACGUGGUCUUUAUUGGUCACGUGGAUGCUGGAAAAUCAACAAUUGGAGGACAGAUCAUGUACUUAACUGGAAUGGUGGAAAAGCGAACCCUGGAAAAAUAUGAAAGAGAAGCAAAAGAAAAGAACAGGGAGACAUGGUACCUGUCGUGGGCUCUGGACACAAACCAGGAGGAGAGAGACAAGGGGAAGACGGUCGAGGUCGGGAGAGCUUACUUUGAGACGGAGAAGAAACAUUUCACCAUCCUGGAUGCCCCCGGGCACAAGAGCUUUGUCCCUAACAUGAUUGGUGGAGCGUCACAAGCCGACCUGGCUGUCCUGGUGAUUUCCGCAAGAAAGGGGGAGUUUGAGACCGGCUUUGAGAAGGGAGGACAGACACGGGAACAUGCCAUGCUGGCUAAAACAGCAGGAGUCAAGCAUCUCAUUGUCCUGGUCAACAAGAUGGAUGACCCCACUGUCAACUGGAGCCUAGAAAGGUAUGAAGAGUGUAAGGAGAAGCUGGUUCCAUUUCUAAAGAAGGUGGGCUUUAACCCCAAGAAGGACAUCCACUUUAUGCCUUGCUCUGGACUCACAGGUGCCAACCUCAAGGAGCCCGUAACUGAAUGCCCCUGGUACACGGGUUUGGCAUUUAUUCCCCAUCUGGACAGUUUGCCAAAUUUUACCAGAUCCAACGAUGGACCAGUCAGACUACCUAUUGUAGACAAAUACAAGGACAUGGGCACCGUUAUCCUGGGGAAGCUGGAGUCUGGAUGCAUCAGUAAAGCCCAGCAGCUGGUCAUGAUGCCAAACCGGCACACAGUGGAAGUAUUGAGCCUGCUGAGCGAUGAUGUGGAGACAGACGAUGCUACUCCUGGGGAGAAUCUGAAGUUGAGGCUGAAGGGCAUUGAGGAGGAAGAAAUCCUCCCUGGGUUUAUCCUCUGUAGUCCUGACAACCUCUGCCACUCCGGUCGCACCUUUGACGCACAGAUCGUCAUUAUUGAGCACAAAUCAAUCAUUUGUCCUGGUUACAAUGCAGUCCUUCACAUCCACACCUGCAUUGAAGAAGUUCAAAUCUCAGCCUUAAUCUGUUUGGUGGACAAAAAGACGGGGGAGAAAAGCAAAACACGACCACGCUUUGUUAAGCAGGACCAGGUGUGUAUCGCCAGGCUCCGGGCAGCUGGAGUCAUCUGCUUAGAGACCUUCAAAGAAUUCCCUCAGAUGGGACGAUUCACACUGAGAGACGAGGGCAAAACUAUCGCCAUCGGCAAAGUGCUGAAGCUGGUGCCAGAAAAGGACUAAAUGCAACAGUGGCAGCAUGCAUGGAGUUCUUCCACCUUUCACCAGAGGAGAAAUGCUGCUAGAGCCGACCCAAAUAGUUACUCUCUCUUUACACACAGCUAUGCUGAAGAGAAGAACAGGGACAACAAGGAGUGAAGGAGGUAAUAAAAUUGCGUCAAAUGAAGAAAAAAAAGACUGAAUCAGUUUUUACGAUGAACAAUAUGAAACGAGAGACCAAGUCCAGUGUGUCAGCUUUCUCAUAUUGAGAGCUCAGCUAUGCCACUAAUGUAGCUACAUGCCCCCCAUCUGUAAUCCCACGGCGAACCGUGCAGUCGGCAGGCCACGCCAUUUGUUUUUAGAAUGGAGAUGGAUGCAGUGUAACUGAGUUUGAGGAAG